CGUCAGUUUGACGCCGCGUGCGAGCGCAUACAGAUCCGUCGCGAUCGUCGACUCGCGCGCGCGAGAGGGAGAAAGGACUGGGGGAAAACUGAGAGAAAGUUCGCUGUUCUUCCAGGGAAUCGUCGUAAAAUGAUCGCCGGCAGGGCGAGUCCGCAUACACGAUCCGUCGAUCCAACUUGAAGCUCGAUGAGAGAGCCGAUCGAGAGGCGCGAAAGAAAGAAAAGCACGCCGUCAGAGAUUCGCUGCUCGUAAUGUAAGCGACUUAACUGUCCACUUAAUUGCACGGGGCGUAUGCGCGUGUGGUGCGCGUUAUACAAACGAUUACGAUUGUUUGGGCAAACAGGCGGACAAGCGAGGAAGUAAUUGACUAACGGGGCAAAUAAAUAUGUGUAUGGUCUAUAACAAUUAGGUGCGCAGCAAUGUUUGGAACGUCAACACUGUCAUUAAUCGCUAGUGGGACAAAACGGCGACGACUCACGCCAAUGGGUGAACUGGCCGCGUACCUAUUUUCCGUUAAAAUAUCAUCAAUACGCUGCGAAUGCCUGUACUUCUCGCCGCGGCAUAAUUGCGCCGCGCGGCAGCAACGUACGAUAUAACGCGAGUGUGUCGUAAUGACGUAUAAAUACGAUGACGUGUGUGAGAAUCGCAAAAAUCGGGAAUUGAAAGCGACAGAUCGGGACACGUCCGUACCGCCAGUGAAAAAUGUCGAAUUUUAAUUACAAUUUUGCAUUCGUGUGAAAUCGCGCUGCCGAAGAAACGGGGGGGGAUUCGUAUCAAUGGGGGAGCUUUUUGUCGCUCUGAAUCGCGGCCGGCAGCGAUUCCGCGGUAAUUAUAUACGCGCGAUUAAACUGUCGAUCAAUCAUAAGCGAUAUGACCGUGUCCGGAGAUCGGUCGGGUAGAUCGAAUCAGUGUGCGACAACCUCGAUGUACCGAGCAGAGGCUUUCGGCUUUGAACAUUUUUCAACACAUUCGCCGAUUCUCCCGAUCGAUCCUGCGAUGCAUUAGCGGCCGAGGGGUCUUCGUUAAACUCCGAUCCACACGAGCAUCGUGCAAAAAUCGCCUGAGGGGGAGUAUCUGCGUGGAAAUCGGAUUACCGCGCGCGCGAGAGAGAGAGUGGGAGAUACGUCUCGAUUAGUGGCCCGCGCAAAAACACUUCACGCGCGGCCUGAUCUCUCAAGAGCAACGAGAACGGAUCACCGAAAGAUCGAUUUCCCACGAAGAUAUCCACCGUUGAGAGCCCGCCGUGUACGUGAAACGUGAGCGUGAGUUCUGCUGGCGAAGAAAAAAAAAAAGAGCAAACAUUGAAAUAGAGCUAGUUUCGGGCGGAGGAUAAGUUGAUUGUGGAGAUGCCGAGAGGAGCUAUUAAGUAUCGGAUCUAUUAAGGGCUACCAUCCAUUAAGGACCAUAAAGUCUUAGAGAGAUGUAAGAUUGCGUGGAGAUUCCGAGGAUGCUCUCAGCAGCCAGGACCUAUUAAAUACGGUGAGGAAGGAGCUGCGAGAUUGCGAAGAUGUUAGAGAGCCAUUCUCAUUGGCAAUAGGACUUAAAUUAAGUACCGGAGGAGUUCGGGGCGGGAAAUGUAAAAGUCGUUAAAUGAAAAUCCUUAUCUUCAAUGAUCUCGUAAACUAUCGCUGUUGUUAGUAGCGCGAUUAUAGAAGCGGACGUUGCAAAUGCGCGACUGUCGCGUGAGAAAUUCAACACCCGAAGUUGUAACGCCGAAAUUACGCUGAUCUCGAGAAGUAUUGUAAUAUAACCAUAUAUAUAUAUGUUAUCGGGAAGAGAUGGAUGACGGUCAUUUAAUGGAGACGUUGAAAUUAAUUACGGAGGCGAGGAGAGAAUGUUAAAUUGAUCUCAAGAAACAUAUAAUUGCGCCCUAAUGUAUCAAGCAUGUCACGUUAUCGCGAGCAGCUGUUGCGAGCCGUUGUUGUUACACGCGAACGAUAAUCACGUCGUGGAGAUGUCGGGAUUGAGAUCGAUCAGGCACGAGGAAACGUGCCGUCGCGAGUGGAUGUAACAAGCGGACGGUUUGUCGCGAACGGGAAGAUGAGCGGCUGAAGAUGAGUGCGUCAGGCAUCUGGUGCGCGCUCAUCCUGCUCACGUUCACGCAAGAUUCCCUCGCCAGCCACCACGAGAAGGUACCGCAGAUCGAGAGGCCGAAGGAGUGCCUGCGUCAUCAGCAGAACCACCGCUCGACGGCCGCUUUCGUCGACCGCAAGCUCAUCGUCGAUCCGACGGAAUUCCACGCCGCUGAGAUCCGCCCGACGAUUAUUCAUCCGAUCGCGGAAAUCGCUCAUACGGGGGCUGUGGCGGUGGCGGCGGCGGCGGCAGCGGCGGCGGCAGAGACGUUGAAUCGCCGCUCGGAAAAUCGUCCGAUAAUCGCGCGAGAUCGCGCCGUGAAUCUCUUCCGGCCGACGGAGAUCCAUUCCGCGCACGAGAAUCGUCUACGCGCGGAAAAUUAUCCCCCCGAAGUACUCUCGACCUCGGAGAAUCUCGCCGGAAUCGUGGCGAUACGCUCGGCGGAGAUUCUUCCGACGUCGGCACGUCAUUCCGCGGAAAUCGCCGUCGUCGAGCCCGGGAAGGUUCUUCGCGCCUCCUCGGCUGAACAACUUGGCACGGAAGUUGCGGGACAGCGAGCGGCGAGAAUCCGUCCCGCGGAAGAGCGUCGUUCCGCGGAGGAAGUUUCGCCGACGGGGAUCCGGCCGUUGGAGAUUCUCUGGACGGAGAUCGAGCAGGUGGAUAUGUCGAGCAUCGAGAGAUCGCAGAUCCGUCACGGGAGAUCCAGGAGCCAUUUCGCGCGUCAGAAGAUCGAGGAUACCGCGAGGGAUAGCACGAAGAAUGCGGCAAAUAGGAUCAAGCCCGACGUUCGCGAGGAUCACGAGAGUCGCUUCGAGACGCGCCAAGUGGAAAAAGUAAGUGAUUUUCUGGAAGGAUCCGUUUCACCGAAGCGUAAUCAUUCUUGGCUUCUUGAGCGAAAUUUCUCAAAGGAUAACUCGGUCAACGGCCAAUCUCUCGAUCGAAUUGAGAAUAAUGUAUCGGAGGGGCUGGAAAGUUUACUCAAGCUGUAUCAGGGUAAGAAAGGAAGCGUUAUCGAAGAAAAUUCCGCUCUUCCUCUCAUGCGUAAUCUUUCUUGGCUGAUUGAACAGAAUAUAUCCAAAGAUAAUACGAAUAACCGACCCAUGGAUCAGAUCAGGGAUGAGGCUCGGAAGGAUCUCCAAGAUACACUCAAAAUGCAUUAUUCGGAGAACCACGGUGUUCUGCGCUCGAGCCCCGAUUCCCUCAAAAGCUCUUACAAGGACGACCCCAUGAGUAAAUUGAGGAAGGCAAUGUCCUUAAAUAGGACCGUUGCGCCGGCAACGAUCGACCGUAAUACAACGGAGACCCUCGGCAUCGAUGCGCUCGAGGAUACCAGCGAAUCCACUCGUGAUCUCGAGGAAGAGAUCUCGCAAGACGUCGUGCUGGAUUACACGAGUUACGAGGAACCGACGAACAACGUCUCGUCGUCCUCCUCCUCGUCGUCGUCGUCGUCGUCGUCGUCGUCGUCGUCGUCGUCGUCGUCCGACCAGCAGUCGUCGACUCGCAGAAGGCCACAGGCCGCCCAGGUCGACAUCGUGACGCGUUUUCUGCGAAUAAUCGAGAACCAACACACCCUAGGUGAGAACUGCACUGCGGGCACCGAUUUGAACCUCGGCGAGGGCGUGGUGGACCAAUAUGCGCAGGAGAGAUUUCGUCUGGAGGCGGAAUUUGCCGUGAAUCGUGCCAACAUGCUCACCCGGCUCUGGAAGUACGCGCCGGAAGUGAUGCUGUCCUCCGAGUAUCUGCUACACGCGAGCGUUCUCUCGAUGGUCGAGUUUGACGAGGACAUCUUCGCCGCCGGCAAUUGUUACGACAAGUUGCAGUACCGGGAUCGGUGGUUGUACUGCCCGUUCGCCCAUCGGCUGCCCAACCAGGACGGCAUCCUCGUCAAGGACCUCGCGAUCCAGUACAAGUACUUGAGCAACAGCAGCGAGUGGUUCUUCAUCGCCAGGAAAAAUGCCGAGAGGGUAAUUGCCAGUUACGAGCAGUUCAGUCGAGGAUUCCACACCUACACGUUGAACGAAAGCGCGCACACAGAAAGGGAGGAGGACGAAAUCUUGACAGUGAAAUACGAGGAUGGCAGAUGGUCGAAACCGUAUUACGACUGCGGGGGUGGCAAUAUCUGGAUGCUGACCUACACUGUACCCUUCUUCGGAUACAUCAACGAUACCUACUUCUUCAAGGGCACCAGUGGUAUCGACAUAGACCUGCGCCGGGUAGACAUAGAUCAGUGCCCGUUGCCGGCUGGGUCCACGCAGCUCAACAUAUUCGCCGCCAGCGACAAGUGCAAAAAGCGCACCACCGAGUGCAUCGCCAUUCCUGGGCUUGGCUUCCGCCGCGGUAGUUAUCGAUGCGUUUGCAAACGAGGCUUCUACUACCCGGACACGAAAUCGGACAAGAGGUACUACAAUGGCACGGUCAUUGAGGAAGAGUACGAGAGAUUGAUGAUGGGUGAGAAGAGCCAAUAUGCCGAGAGCGGGGUGUUCGAAUGCCUGCCUUGCGCCGAGGGAUGCGAGUUCUGCGAGGACGGCUCGCCGUGCGUCGUAUCCCUGAACUGGCUGAUGCGAACGGCGAUACUUAUCCUGGAGUGCUGCAUCAUCGCUUGCCUGCCAGCCGUCGCUCUUUUCACAUGGAAAUACGGGCAUGUGAAGGUGGUGCGAGCGGCCAGCCCGGUUUUGUUGCGCGUGAUUGUCCUGGGCGCCUUCUUCAUAUACUGCACGACCAUAGUUAUGUAUCCCAGGCCAAACAUCAUCACGUGCACUGUACGAGUAUGGCUACGAGAAAUAGGCUUUUCUCUCACAUACGGGGCACUCAUGCUCAAAACGUGGCGGAUAUCCGUGAUCUUCCGAGUGAAAUCGGCGAAGGCCGUGAAAAUAACGGACGCGAGCCUGCUGAAGCGGCUCGGCAUCAUCGUCCUGACGUUCAGCGUGUUCCUGAGCAUAAGGACACUGGUCGCACCGCCCGUCGUGAUCGUCGCCCGGACCGCCGACGAUCUCAAAGCGUAUCUCUGCCGAACUGACUGGUGGGACCACAGCUUCACUACUCUCGAGGUGAUGUUCCUCGUGUGGGGCAUCCGAUUGUGCAUCGUAGUAAGAAAGACUCCGUCGGAGUUUAAUGAGAGCCGAUUCAUUUCAAUGGCGAUUUACAACGAAUUUCUACUAUCAGUCUUCCUCAACGUUUCAAUGUUGUUCCUGCAAUCGCCGGCCAAUCCGGAUUUAUUGUACAUCAUAUUUUUCUGCCAUACCCAGCUUACCGUCACAUUGCUGCUCUGCCUGAUAUUCGGCAGUAAAGCUUACGUGGUGUUCCGCGACGGAGGGAAGGAAGAGACGAUCGGCAAACUUUGCGGCGCGACCGGCAAGUUCUUGGGGAAAAGCAGUCGUCCGCAGGGUACUAGUAACCAGACCAACUCGAUAUCGCUUCAGCAGGGUAAUUUCGCCGAAGAAAGCGACUCUGUCACGGAGGAAUUCCGCCGUUUGCUCAACCAGUUAGAGGUCCUGAAGGAGAAGAACAUAUUAUUAGGAAAUCAGGAGCUAUCCAGGAAACUGGCAGCUAUGCUGGACGCUUCGAAUCGAGUUGAGGCUCAAGUAUCGACUAUUCAAGCCAUUUCGACCAGCAUCGUUCAAUUGAAUGAUCUCAAUAAAUCGACGAAAGAAACUAAUCUCGGAGUUUGUCAGGAGGAGGCUCGGGAAGGAAACGGUUCUCGGGGCGAAAAUCGAUGUCGGGCGUGUAUUGAGAAAAACGGGCUCGGGAGAAAGGAUGUGCGGGAUACGUCGAAGGAUAAUGAGACACCGGAGUCGAGGAAAAUCGGGAAAGACAUCGCCGUAUCAACAUCCUCGAAGCACGCUGUCGAGGACGUCGGCAGGGAAGUGUGUCACGGGAAGGAUGGCAAGGAAGCCGAUUUGAAGGACAAAUCCAGGAGCAAAUCCGGUCACGCUAGAACGCACGCCAUAGUUAUCAACCUCGAUGACAAAAGCAGGUUCUCCGAGGAAGUUACCGUGUAAUGCGUUAUACUUAAGUGACAAAUAAACGGUUAAAAUAAACGCAGUUUUCCGACGUUUCUGUAAUUGACGAUCACGAGUGAAAUGUUCUUCAUCGUCCUCAUUGGAAGUUACGAUUAUCGAUCGCAGACUUUCGACAAAGAAAAGAAAAAAACGUUGACAUUACCCGACAGCAAUUAAUUAAUAUGGAAUUCUCCACGAAAUAAAAAUUAAUGAAGAGAUUUUUGCCCGUUAUCAUUAUGACAAUAAUGAUAAUUCGUUCCAUAAAAACACAAUAAAAAAAAUUCUCUAGUUCGUUCGAAUUCAUAAAUUUAUACCAUGAAUAAUUUAAACCGACAUCUUGAAAGAAGUUUUUCUGAAUUAAUAAGGUUGAUUAAUAUCUCUCGAUUGUCGAGCGUAAUUAAUAAUUCCAAUGACAGGUUGGACAUUUUUAACGUCGAAGAAUGUCUCCGAGGAUCGAUUGGAAUGAUUCGCUGAAACAAUGAUUGAUCCGAAUGAAAGUUAAUUAAACGACCGUUUAGUCAUCGUGAAUAAUAACUGUUCGCAUGUUAACGAGAGAGAGUCGCGGCACAUAUCGAUUUUUCAUAUUUCGGUGUAUAUCAAGUAUCCGUGAAGUAACAAAAAAAAAAUUAUUAACUAUUAGAUUAAUCACGUCGUUUGGCAUUUUCGAGCGAGACCGAUCGCGAUUCUAGUGCGUCAUUAAUGAACCGUUCAUUAACCCUUAGGGAGUAAUCUACCCUUUCCAGCAACAAAUCGAUCUCAGGCCACGGGCUUUCCAAGAUCAAAAUGUGCUUCGUCAGCGUGUUCGCGGAUCACGAGAUAGCCUGCACCUGUAAUUAUAUAUUAAUGUAAAAGCAAGUUGAAAUGAUAAGGCUCAUUAACCCUUUCCAGCUCUCAGAUACUACACGGUGUUAUUAAAAUUAUAAGAUCGUUUUAAUUAAAUUCCUAAAAAACGUGUUAAAUAUAUGCAUAUAUUUAUGAAUGUGUAACAUAAUAUAUCGUGUUAUAUAAUUACAAUAUAAUUAUGUAGUGUAAAAUAAUACGAAAUGUGCAUUAAAUUGUCACAUGAUGUUACAUUAUAUUGUAUUAUAUUUGUUAGCAAUAUUGUAUUAUAUUACAAUUAAAGAUUAUGACUAAAAGAAAAAAGGUAUAUACAUAUAAAUAAAUGUAAGUAUAAAUUUAUUUAGGGAAACAAAUUUGCGAUGUAAAGAUAAUUUGGGCUUGAAAGGGUUAAUAGAAACGAUUUUUUAUGCUAGCUUUUUUUUUGCUAACAACCUUAUAUGCCAUGUGCAGAUGUCGUGCAAUGAUUCGCUCAAUAAAUGUGCAAAUAUUUUAAUUGUUAUACAUUUAAAUAACAAUUCGUGGAAGAACGCUUGGGAGCUGUAUUUUAUUAUUCCUAAAUGCUCAAGUCGUUUAAAGUUUGACGAAUUGUUUGCUUCUUGAAAUUUCAAGCUUUACUUGUCGAAGUUCUUCAAUUUCGAAAUCAUCAAUCUUCAUUAAUUUUUUAAUGAAUGUUUAAUAUCUCAUUUAUUACUUAUUUCCUACGUAUGAAAAAUUCUUUAUUAAACAACUAUAAAUAUCUCGCUUCGUUUUUCUCCGAUAACAAUUUAUAUAAACAGUGUGGAAAUACUUCAUGUGCUUGUACAUUGCUCACUUUGACGUGAAUAUUACUUUAAUAAUUACCAUCGUUAACCGUGUAGCUUACUGUAUAGUUUAAGUGAACGCGUUGUAUUGUAAAUAAUAAAAUGCAUAAUUAAUCAAUUAAUAAAGACGAGAUGAAUGAAAUUCA
Molecule: messenger RNA, 7857 nt
Organism: Solenopsis invicta (red fire ant)
Lineage: Eukaryota; Metazoa; Arthropoda; Insecta; Hymenoptera; Formicidae
Product: probable G-protein coupled receptor 158
Exons: 14
Coding region: 2055-6071 (1338 amino acids)
Biological process (GO): G protein-coupled receptor signaling pathway
Cellular component (GO): membrane
Molecular function (GO): G protein-coupled receptor activity
Source: RefSeq, a predicted model, not a curated record